GAAGCGCCGAGGAAAACAGAGUCCCUCGCGACCGAAGGCCGUAAACUAGCAGUGCGAGAGAGCAGUGGUAAAAGUCAAUGUAAACUUCCGCACCACAAAUAUAUAGGAACCAGAAUUGAAAUUCUGUUACUCGAUUUGUAUCUGUGGACUGGGCGUGGAGGAAAUUGGCAGAUCGAAAGCUAUCGACGGCCUUAAGAGUUCGAUGACACUCCGUCAAAAAGAAUCAAGCUCGAGCCACAUACUGCGUGCAGAGCCCUCAUUAAUUAUGAUAAAUGACAUGUUCAUUUUGCGUUAAUUAAACAACAAAGGACCAAGCCACCAUACGCAGAUGGGGGCAUAAUCACACACAGACACAAAGGCGAAGGAAAAUUAUAUAUACUAUAGGCGCCGCAAACCAAGACCAAUAUCAUGUCAAAAUAUCAGAAGCUUGACAGCGCCAUGCCGCCCACUGCCCACGAAGAUGACUGCGAGGGGGGUUUCCCUCGGUAUUUUAAUGAUGAUCAUCAAGCCAAGAGUCGAAACCAAUACUACAAUCUCAGGAACAACGACGUGGAUAGCGGUGCAGUGACAGUCGAGACGAAUAUAGUCCGGAUUUUAGAAGAGCGAACGUGGGAGGUGCCUCUGCUGGGCGACAGCGAAGACAGUGAUAGCAACCAGCACUCCGAGCAUGGGCGAAUGGAAUUUAAUAUUGAGCUGCAGUGCCACAACCGUCAGCCAGGAUUCCGUGCUAGCCUCAAGAACAAAGCUGAACAGGAGGCCAAAUUCAAAAUUCUGCUCGCAGCCUUCCUUUGUUGCAUAUUCAUGGUCAUUGAAUUCCUUGGCGGCUACGUGGCCGGUAGUCUGGCCAUCAUGACGGAUGCCGCCCAUUUAGCAUCUGAUUGCAUUACUUUUAUCAUCGGCCUAGUCGCCAUUUCGGUGGGAGGGCGUCCACCAGACGAGCGCAUGUCUUUUGGUUACAAACGCUUUGAGGUCAUCGGAGCAGUGGCCUCUAUUUUGGGGAUUUGGUUCCUAACCACCUUCCUUGUGGUGGUGGCCGUUCAAAGGAUAUACUCCCAGGACUUUGAACUGGACGUCAAUAUGAUGAUAGCCAUGUCAGGCACAGGCAUUGCAAUAAAUAUCGUAAUGAUGUUCAUUUUGCAUGGCUCUUGGUUCGCAAGCGGCAAUAGACACGGUCACAGUCACGGAAAUGGACACCAGCAUAGUCACGGUCCUUCCCACAUCCAUACUGACACGUGUUCAGUUACGGCAGCUAGUAGUAAAAGCAUUAUAAAGAAUGAUGCAUUGAAGACGACUGAUAGUGCUCCAAGCAGGUCGACAAGCCCGCAACAAGCUCGUGAAGAGGAAAAUGUCAGCGUGCGAGCAGCCAUGAUACAUGUGGUUGGGGAUUUGGUGCAAAGCAUUGGAGUUUUUCUGGCUGCCGUCCUAAUCAAAUUUUGCCCAAGUGCCAAGUAUGCUGAUCCCCUCUGCACUCUUCUCUUCUCAAUUAUUGUAAUAAUGACGACGCUUCAGCUGUUUAGAGAGUCUUUGUACGUCCUUCUGAAUGCAGUUCCACAAAAGCUUAGUUUGCACACCCUGUAUUCCGAGCUGGCUAGUCUCGAGGGUGUCAGAUCUGUGCAUCACCUAAACGUAUGGCAGCAAACGACUCAGCUUACGGUAAUGAUGGUGCAUCUCGUCACAGACUCUCGAACAGACGGCAGUGCGGUGCUCCAGGCGGCCUCAGAGCUCGUAUCCGGCUCAAGAUACAACAUAGACCAUGCCACUAUUCAAAUCGAACAACAACUGCGCAGCCUUAAUAUAUAAUCAAUUUUUAGUGGAAUUACCUUAUAGCACUUUUUUGACCCACCAAAGAAAUCGAAGGAAUCUUGUGAUUUCAGCCACGUUUUAAUGAUAUGUCCCCUCGAUGGCUAUUUAAUUACUUAUAGUUUCAUACUUUGGUAUUUAUAUUUAUAAUCAGACUUAUUACUCCAAAUAAAAUAUUA
Molecule: messenger RNA, 1979 nt
Organism: Drosophila subpulchrella
Lineage: Eukaryota; Metazoa; Arthropoda; Insecta; Diptera; Drosophilidae
Product: zinc transporter 2-like
Exons: 11
Coding region: 409-1800 (463 amino acids)
Biological process (GO): response to zinc ion; zinc ion transmembrane transport
Cellular component (GO): plasma membrane
Molecular function (GO): zinc ion transmembrane transporter activity
Source: RefSeq, a predicted model, not a curated record